Messenger RNA from Eruca vesicaria subsp. sativa (arugula), 4602 nucleotides. Lineage: Eukaryota; Viridiplantae; Streptophyta; Magnoliopsida; Brassicales; Brassicaceae. The record is from the annotation of a GenBank genome assembly.
AUGGAAGUAGGACUAAGCGAUACUAAAGGAGCAGCAGAAGCCAUUCAGAAGGCUCAAGCGGACCUAAGAGUUGAGUACGAUGUCCGCGAGGAAAGGAGGAGAGAACUGGAGUUUCUGGAGAAUGGUGGAAAUCCUUUGGAUUUUAAGUUUGGUUAUGCUACUUCACAAAGUGUCCAAUCUACAUCGCUUGCAGAUAAGAAAGUAGUUAAGAGUGGAGUCAAGGAUACUCUUCUCCGGACUGCAUCACCACCUGGUGAUUCUGUUGAGAGUAGUGGUAGACCUGGAGUUUCUGAACCCAACACAGCUGAUAAUCUCUUAUUCUUUGAUUCUGAGAAUAAGUCACUUGAAGGAGACAAAAAUUCACAAUAUCGUAUUAAGAGGAGCAGAACUUGUGAAUUCAAAGUUAAUCAUUCCCAGGGUAGAAAGGAGACUGAAGAUUCUGCCAUUUUUCGCCCAUAUGCUCGUAGAAACAGAUCGAAAAUAAACCGUGAUCCAGCACGGUCGGAGUUAGUUCAGAGUCGUGGUGGUGGUCUUGCAACGUCUCUCUCAGUUCGCAAAGAAGCUGUGGAUGUCAAAGGUUCUGAUUCCGAAGCAGGCAAUCAUAAGACUAAAAAAGUACCCUCUGCAACAUCUAAUGGUAAUAAUACCCUUUCAAAGGAUGUAGUCCCAACCAACUUGUUAGAGACAGAAAAUGAUGAAAUGGUUGUGCGAGAAAGCACUGCUACAACAGAAAACAGUCCUGUUGAAGAGAAAGUCAAUAGCGUUUUUAGAAAAAGUUCUGUAGAUGUGGCUUCCAGAGAGACUAGUGUUACUGGAGUCAAAGCACAUGUUGUCUCUGCUAGUACAGUUAUAGAUUCUCUCAGUGCUGUAAUGACUGGUUGCCAGGAAACUAACUCUAGCCAGUUGAAUGGCCUUGAGGAUCCCAGUGGGGAGAAAGAAUGCUCUAAAGAUAGCGCAGCUGUAGAGGAAAAACGGUUAGAUCAAGAGUCCUCUCAUGCUAACGACGUUGAAGUAGAUGUACACACUAUAGUCGAUCUCCAUAGAGUGGACAAAUCUGACUCCAACAGUAUACCUGUGCAGAAUGCUUCAAGAGUAGAGGAGACACUGAAUCACACAAUUGGCGAAAUGGCGAAUACAAAGAGUGAGGACGAGGCUGGUGAAUCUACCAUCCUUACUAGUGAGCAAAAUUCUGGGUAUCAAAGCCAAUCGAAACCGCUCAAAGUCGAAAGUCAAGAUCAUAUAAGUACAGUUGCGCUGCAUAAUGAAAAUAAAUCUUCUGAAUCUGAGAGCAAACAACAAGAUGGUUUGGGCAUACCGCAAACUGAUAUUAAAGUUACUAGUGGGAUGGCUGACGCUUCGGACAGCUCUUUGUCUCCUAUAACGUCUCAGGCAGCUACAGAAACCAGUCCUUGCAGAUUUAGCAAAAAUGUAUUGCUUGAACCUGGCAUUACAGCACUAGAAGACCAGCAUAGUUUAGACGAUGGCUCAAGAAAGACAGAUACUUUGAUGGAGGACACUAUCCUUGAGGAGGCACGAAUUAUAAAGGAAAAGAGACAGCGGAUUGCUGAAUUAUCUUUGAGUACCUUACCAGCGGAGGUUCGUACGAAAUCUCAAUGGGAAUUUGUCCUUGAAGAAAUGGCAUGGCUGGCAAAUGAUUUUGCGCAGGAGCGUCUUUGGAAGAUGACUGCUGCCAUGCAGAUUUGCCACCGAGCUGCUUUUACCUCUCAGCUGAAAUUUGAGGAACGAAUUCAGCGCAGAAAUCUGAAAAGCUUAGCUUCAACCUUUGCUAAUGCUGUCUUGCAGUUCUGGAACUCUGUGGAGGUCCUUAGGGAGCAUGAGGAGACAAGCUUGGGAACUAAUACGGAGACAGUGAAGGAAUUGAAGUCCGAUAGCGGCGACAAAUUUUCAGCUUCUGGUAUCACCGAAUAUGCACGUAGAUUUUUGAAGUUUAUGAAGUCUUCUACCCCCCAUCUGCAAGUAGCAGUACCGUCGACACCUGAGCAUAUGUGUGACCCUGGCAUAGUGGAGACAUCUUGGGAUGAUCCACUUACCGAAGAAAGCUUAUUUUAUUCAGUUCCAUCUGGUGCAAUGGAAGCCUACCGAGGGUCCAUUGAAUCUCAUCUUGUCUUGUGUGAGAAAUCCGGAAGUAGCAUCAAGGAGGAGGUUGAGACAUCAGCGUAUGAUCCAGCAGAAGAUACAGGAUACAAUGGUUAUAAUGAGGAUGAUGAAGAAACGAGUAGCUAUUAUAUGCCUGGAGCUCUUAGAUAUAGGAAAUCAAAUAAUUUAACCCACAAAAAAAGAAAAAACUCGAUGAAGUAUCAUUCUGCUCGGUCAUAUGAUCAUGGGGCUGAUCUGCCACACGGUAGCUAUACUGGUGUCUCCAACCCAUUGAUGGGAAACAAGCUUGCCAGUAAUCUCAAUACGGGUUCAGUUUUAAUGAAGCGAAUUCGCACUGCUUCAAGGCAUACGACUGUGAGUGGGGACACUAGUGGGGACACUAGUUCUUUUCAGGAUGAGCAAAGUAGUUUGAAUGGUGGAUCUGCCGUUCAGAAAGGCACUGAAGUCGAAUCUAGUCGUAAUUUUGAGAAGCAGCUACCUUGUGACAUGGCUGAAACAUCAGAAAAACCUAAGAAGAAGGGCUCUGCAUAUGAACAAUCUUGGCAUCUUGAUUCAAUGGUCCAUGGUGAAAAGGAGCACCGUAAGAAGAGACCGGAGAAACAACUCAAUAUGAAUGGUCUGCAUGGUUCACAUAAGAAGCAAAAGACUGUCAAACAAUCACUGGAGAAUAGUUUUUACAGUACUAUUCCUUCCCCGGCAGCUUCUCAGAUGAGCAAUAUGUCCAACCCCAACAAAUUUCUUAAGUUCAUUGGGGGCCGGGACAGGGGCAGAAAAUUAAAAGGCUUAAAGAUUUCUUCUGGUCAACAUGGAUCUGAAAAUCCGUGGACACUAUUUGAGGACCAGGCGCUUAUUGUCCUGGUGCAUGACCUGGGCCCUAACUGGGAGCUCAUUGCUGAUGCUUUGAAAAGCACUCUUAAAAUUAAGCGUAUAUAUCGUCAUCCAAGUGAUUGCAAGGAGCGGCAUAGGAUUCUAAUGGACAAAACUGGUGGUGAUGGGGCUGAUAGUGCAGAAGACUCAGGAAAUUCUCAGGCUUAUCCAUCCACUUUGCCUGGCAUCCCAAAGGGAAGUGCAAGACAGUUGUUUCAACGCUUGCAAGGGCCGGUGGAAGAAGAUACAUUGAAGUCCCAUUUUGAGACGAUUUGUUCGAUUGGGAAGAAGUUUCAUCAAAGAUUCGUACAGAAGGAUGGUCGGGACCCUAAGCAGAUAGUACCAGUUCAUAAUUCUCAAAUUAUGGCUCUUUCUCAAGUAUUUCCAAAUAAUCUGAAUGGAAGUGUCCUCACUCCCCUUGAUCUCUGUGAUACAUCAACGUCAGGUGAAGAUGAAUUUUCACUUGAAAAUUCAGGUCUGCCAAUACUGCCUGUGUUAUCAGUGGUUCCUGCAUCUGAAGCAAAUCCUUCUAGCAACAACUUGUCAACCACAUCUAGCCCAACCAGUGCGUCGGCAAGAUUCAAUAUUCCUAGAGGAUCGUUGCCACCAGAGGAACAACACCGAAUCCAACAACAUAACGUCUCCGGUAGAAACCGGCAGCAGCCUUCUUUAUCAACUCCAGCAGCUGUCUCAGGACCUGAUCCUGGGCCUCGCCCACCUGGUGGAAAGGCUAUGAGUGUAAAUGGAACCCAUAGGAGCUCACCGUUGUCAAGGCCUGGUUUUCAGGGGGUGAGCUCAUUGGCAGUGCCAAACGCUAGCAGUAUGCUUUCCUCUGGGAUGGGAGGAAUUUCAAAUACUGGAAAUAUUAAAACUCUAGGAAACUCUACGUUAAGGCCUCGGGGAGCCAUGCAGCAUAUGAUGCGGAUGCAGGCUGGCAAAGGGAAUGGUCUGGGGAUUCCGGCUUUGAGUUCUGGAUUUACCAAUCAAACAAUUCCCUCCGUUCAGGCCUAUCCAGGCCAUCUUUCCCAGCAGCACCAGCUGUCGCAACAGUCGCAUGUUCUUGGCAAUUCACUUAAUCCUCCUCUCCAGAGUCCUAAUCGUGCAGCUGGGACACAGCAGCAAGCGUUUGCUAUUCGCCAAAGACAAAUGGCUCAGCGAUAUUUGCAACAGCAGCAACAGUUUCCACCAGCCGGUGCUAUGCCGCCACAUGCACUACCAUCAAGACCUCAAGUUACUCCUAUAUCUUCUCCACAAAACAGUGCUCAAUCGCAACCACUUGCGUCGUCACAGCCAUUAUCGAUGCCGUUGUCGUCAAAUAUGACAGCAAUUGGACAGCAGUUAAAACCGCAGUUACCGGUUCAUGGUCUAGGUAGGAAUACUCAGCCUGGUGCUUCGAAAGCAAACAAUCAUGCUGGAAAACAGCGGCAGCGACAACCCCAGCAGCAAUCUGGAAAGCAACAUCCACACCAAGGGCAACCAACUCUUGGUCAGCAGCAAAAUAAACCCUUGAAAGGAGGAAACAUCAUGGAUCAGAGUAUCAUCUCUGUUGAAACGACGGGUCUUGCUUUCACAUCAAGCUCCGUUUCUUCAGAGUUUACAUCUCCAGAUGGAAUUUGA